Messenger RNA from Lycium barbarum (goji berry), 1840 nucleotides. RefSeq names its product bZIP transcription factor TGA10-like. Bases 191 to 1696 code for a protein of 501 amino acids. Gene Ontology annotation, molecular function: DNA-binding transcription factor activity; sequence-specific DNA binding. The record is from RefSeq and is a predicted model, not a curated record. The transcript is spliced from 11 exons. Gene Ontology annotation, biological process: regulation of DNA-templated transcription; DNA-templated transcription. Lineage: Eukaryota; Viridiplantae; Streptophyta; Magnoliopsida; Solanales; Solanaceae.
AAAAAACAAGUUUCUGAAACUCUUUUGUUGAAUAAAUGUCGUCUUCUUCUUCUUCUUCUUCAUUUUUCUUAUCCUCUUUAACAGACCCUUAGCUUUUUAUCAAUAACACCACCGACUCCAGCUUAGCUCUCUUUGGUCUUAUUUCUAUAAGCAUCCAUUAUGGUUAGUUCUAUAAGUUGUGAUCAUGUAAAUGGGCUUUGAAGGAUCUUUUCUGGAGCAAAAAAAUAAUCUUUUUGUUGGUGUUGGAGUUCAUUUCAUGGCUUACUCUAACAAAAGCAACGACCCCUUACAAAGUAACAACAGUCAAAUUUCUUUCAGCCACCACCAUCAGCUUUUUCAUAGUUCUCAGCAGCAACUUGAUCAUCAAAUGGAAAAUAAUCAGAUGUCUUUUGGACUAUUACAGCAGUCAACUUCUUCAUCAUCUGCUAAUCCUGAAAACUUCAUAAGCAAAGAGAAUAGUGGAGCUUAUGAUUUAGGUGAACUAGAUGAUCAAGCACUAUUUCUUUAUCUUGAUGGACAAGAGCCUUCUUCAAUAAAAGAUCAAAAACUGAAUUCUGGGAUGAGGCCACCAACUCUCAACAUUUUUCCAUCACAGCCAAUGCAUAUCGAGCCAUCUUCGACUAAGGGAAAUAAUGGAUUAGUUUCAAGUGGUUCCAAGAAAUCAUCUCAGCCGUCCAUGGCCAAAACUGAUGUUCCUACUGCUGCAUCUGGACCUGAACCACCCAAAACUGCUAAUAAGCGAGAAGGAAAUCGUAAGGGCCCAACUUCAUGUUCAGAGCAAGAUGCACCAAAAACACCAGAUCCCAAGACAUUAAGGCGACUUGCUCAGAAUAGAGAGGCAGCGAGGAAAAGCAGACUUAGGAAGAAGGCUUAUGUUCAACAACUAGAGUCAAGUAGAAUAAGGCUCGCUCAAUUAGAACAAGAAAUACAAAGGGCCAGAUCUCAAGGAUUUCAUGUUGGGGGAAAUGCUCUUCUAGGAGGAGACCAAGGCUUUCAACUUAAUAUGGCCAAUAUCAGCUCAGAUGCUGCAGUUUUCGACUUGGAGUACGCAAGAUGGCUGGAGGAACACCAUCGACUCAUGUGUGAGCUUCGAAAUGCAGUACAUGAUCAGGAGCAUUUGCCGGAGGACCAACUUGGUAUUUAUGUCGAAAAUUGUGUGACACAUUAUGACGAGAUGAUGAACCUCAAGGGCAUGCUUGCAAAAACUGAUGUGUUUCAUCUGGUUUCUGGCUUGUAUAAGUCUCCAGCUGAGCGUUGUUUCUUGUGGAUCGGAGAUUUCCGCCCAUCCGAACUUCUCAGAAUUAUACUCAAUCAGAUUGAGCCAUUAACAGAAAACCAAGUAUUAGGAAUAUGUGGGCUACAACAAUCAACACAAGAAGCUGAGGAUGCUCUAUCGCAAGGAUUGGAAGCUUUGAAUCAGUCUCUCUCAGACACAAUUGCCUCUGAUGCAUUAUUGGCUAAUUGUCCUCAAAAUAUGGGAAACUACAUGGGACAAAUGGCUCUUGCCAUCAACAAACUUUCCACAGUUGAAGCCUUCCUUAGACAGGCCGAAAAUUUGAGGCACCAAAUGAUUCAUCGGCUUCACCAAAUCUUAACUACUCAUCAAGCCGCAAGGUGUUUUCUAGCAAUCGGCGAGUAUUUCCAUCGGCUUCGAGCUCUCAGCUCGCUGUGGCUGGCGCGUCCUCGACAGGAAUAAUAAAAAACUUUUACUUAAUUAAUUAGCUAGUUAAUUAACCUUUUAUAGUCUUAAUUACUUCACCUAUGUUUUCUUUGUUUCACACUAACCUAAUUAUGUUUUUGAUAGUGAGAUGAAAUAUAGUAGAAAUCUUUCUCCUUUUGA